AUGGCCAUCAACGUGCGCUCGGUCAAAGACAUGUGGAUCGAGUACGCGCACGGCAUCAACGGCGGUCCCGCCAUCCGCACCCUCGAGAACCAGCACGGCACCGCCUGGCGCGGCGGCGCCCGCUCCGCGCAAAGUCGCAAGUUCCAGCGCCAGCGCGCGGUCUACGACGCGAUCGAGAAGGGAAUCGAGCUGGGAAAGUCCGCGGAGGACUGUUGUCAUGAACUCGAGCAGUUGCGCAUU
This is a messenger RNA of Myxozyma melibiosi, 240 nucleotides long. Its product is annotated as transcriptional activator of glycolytic enzymes-domain-containing protein. The record is from RefSeq and is a predicted model, not a curated record. The annotation marks the transcript as partial. Gene Ontology annotation, molecular function: DNA-binding transcription factor activity, RNA polymerase II-specific; RNA polymerase II cis-regulatory region sequence-specific DNA binding. Gene Ontology annotation, biological process: positive regulation of ribosomal protein gene transcription by RNA polymerase II. The transcript has a single exon. NCBI's taxonomy places the organism in Eukaryota, Fungi, Ascomycota, Lipomycetes, Lipomycetales, Lipomycetaceae.